GAUGAUGCUACCCCAGAUGCUCGCCUUGAUGCUGGGGGUCAUACUGCUCGGCAUUGUGCUUCUUUGUAUCUAUGCUGUCCGCGAUGUUUAUCGCAAGCAGGGCUCGAACCUGCCCCCGGGCCCUCGAGGUUUGCCUUUACUUGGCAAUCUGCUUCAGGUGCCCUCGAAGUUCACCUGGUACAAACUCGACGACUGGUCCAAACAAUAUGGUCCUAUAUACACGCUAUGGAUGAUGGGCCGACCAUUUGUGGUGCUCAACAGUGUCGCGGUGGCAGCAGAUAUAUUGGACCGCAAUUCUGGCGCGACAGCAGAUAGAUUCAAGACCAUUAAGAGCAUGUUUUAUACGAGCGAUAGCUUCGUUUCCUUACAGGACCACACGAUAGAGUGGCGUGGGGAGCGACGAGCGAUUCAUUCCAACCUGAACAUUCGCUCGACAGUUCGUUUCCUCUUUCUGCAAGAAAAUGAGGCAGCGUAUUUCACUCUUGGACUUUUGCGUUAUCCCGACAAGGCAUUCGACGUGCACGCGCAUAGGUUUGCGGGCUCUUCCAUCUUCAGAUCUUUGUACGGCGGAGAGAGGUUCAAUCAUUUGAAGGAAGAUCCGAGCCGACUCAUUGAGAAAAUGCACAAGGAGGUCAUGCAUGCCAUGUUACCUCAGAACAGUAUUGUCGAUAUGCUCCCUUUCCUAGAGCCUCUCAUACAGCGCGUGAAAUGGUUAAGAAGGGCGGCUGAUACUUGGUUCCGCGAGAUGACUCAAGAAGGGUAUCGUUUGUUCGACACCGCCGCUCCCACCGAGGAUUGGGAGCCUAUCGUGCAAAACUUCAAUAUGAACCGCGAGAAAUAUGGCAUCACAAAGCAUAACGCUGUGUGGACAACAGUCACUCUCUAUAUGGCAGGGCAAGAGACUACAUCCACAGCACUGAGAGUCUGCAUGUUGGCACUGUUGCAUCAUCCCGAAGUUAUGCGGGCUGCGCAGGCGAACAUCGACGCGAUCUGCGGCAUGCACCCUCCAAAAUUCGAAGACAGAGACAAACUUCCUUAUAUCGACGCCCUUGUCAAGGAGACAGUAAGAUGGAGACCCGGUAUACCUCCGGGUAUACCACACGUGGCUUCUGAGACCUUCCAGUAUCAGCAAUACACGAUACCCAAAGGAACUGUGUUCUUUGACAAUAUAUGGGGUCAGACCCGCGAUCCAUUGGUCUAUCCAAACUCAGAAGUAUUCAAUCCUACCCGUUUCUUGGAUAAAUCUGGAAAGCUACUCCCGGUGACUCCGGAUACCCGCUUAGAUCUUCUUGGGUUCGGACAUGGUCGUCGUGUGUGUCCUGGAAAGGACUUUGCAGUCAAUGGGAUGUUCAUCGCGAUCGCUUACAUGUUGUGGGCUUUCACGUUCGAGUGGCCGCUUGACGAUGCCGGACAGCCUAUCAAAUGCGACGUCAACGACUUUGUGGACCAUUCCUUUGUUGCAAGCCCGAGAUCUUUUGGCGUGCUGGUAAAGCCGAGGCGAGAAGACUUGGAGGGACUACUUGUCGAGGUGUUGAAUCAAUAUGAUGCCCAACACAAGGUGUAACGAGCAAAGCAUAGCUGGAUUACCACAC
Messenger RNA from Dacryopinax primogenitus, 1592 nucleotides. RefSeq names its product cytochrome P450. NCBI's taxonomy places the organism in Eukaryota, Fungi, Basidiomycota, Dacrymycetes, Dacrymycetales, Dacrymycetaceae. The transcript is spliced from 8 exons. The annotation marks the transcript as partial. Gene Ontology annotation, molecular function: heme binding; oxidoreductase activity, acting on paired donors, with incorporation or reduction of molecular oxygen; monooxygenase activity. The record is from RefSeq and is a predicted model, not a curated record.